AUGACCGAUAACACCAACCCCACAAAUGAAGGCCAGCAACCAACACAACAAUCGCAAAAGGGCAAGAAACAGCAACAGAAGCCCAACACAACGAGAAAAACCGAUAUAAACGCCAACAAGCAGAAGCAACAACAACCGAAGAAACCAAAGGUGAUACCACAUCGAGAUCACUACGCUAGAAUCUCAUACCUGGCACAGGCAUCACAAUUAAUGGGAGACUGUAAUGAGGGACUGUCACGAUGUUAUACCAGUACAAUGACUACAGUGGCAAAGAAAACAGUGCUCAGAUUGUCCCCGCAUCUCAAACGAACAGUCUGCAAGAAGUGCUCACGAAAACUCACACCAACAAACUGUGACAUUGAGUUGGAAAACCUAUCCAGGUUACAAUCAAGUAAAGCCAAUGUGCUAAUAUACACUUGCAAGUGUGGCACCGCCAAAAGAUUUCCAGUAGGAAAGAAGGAGGACUACAAGCUAUGGGCAGACACCGCGUCAGCGAAUUAA
This is a messenger RNA of Yarrowia lipolytica CLIB122, 501 nucleotides long. Lineage: Eukaryota; Fungi; Ascomycota; Dipodascomycetes; Dipodascales. The record is from RefSeq and is a predicted model, not a curated record.